CCGCGUCCUGGAGCACGUGGGACCCUAUCUCCGGCUUGUGCAGGCGUGCUUAUCAGCACCUAGCGUGCGACAAGUCUCACAACUGCAGCCUGUCUUCGCGUGCAGUUUUGAUACGCCCGCAAGCAGCAUCGGAACUAAGUUCGUGACAUCAUCGUUCUUCCGGCACCGGGCUGCUAUCAACCAUCUUCUUUACACCCCAGACGGGCGGAGGCUGCUGUGCGCGGGCAACAAUGGCAAUGUUAGCCUUUGGAACGGGACCAAUUUUGAGAAUGAGCUGGGCCCGGGAAUACAGGUACACGAGGCCUCGCCUAUUCGCUGCAUGGUGUUCUCCCACAGCGGCCUGUUCCUGCUGUCUUGCGAUGACAUGGGCCGUGUUAAGUUCUCUAAGCCAACCCUGGAGGUGCUGCAGGUGUAUCACGUUCACAAGGAGUCAUGCCGGUCAGUGAGUUUUUCACCGUCCGACUUCAAGUUUACGACGGGUUCGGAUGACUCCACGGUCCGUGUAUUUGACACGUUCCGCGGACAGGAGGUGUCCAUGACGGGCCAUGGUGGAGACGUUCGUUGGGUGGAUUGGCACCCAACAAAGGGCGUCAUUGCGAGUUGCUCCAAGGACGCCUGCGUUAAGUUGUGGGACCCGCGAGCUGGCACCUGCCUCUCCACUUUACACGGCCACAAGAAUGGCGUGUUCCAGGUCAAAUGGAAUCGCAAUGGCCAUUGGCUCCUGUCCUGCUCUCGUGACCAGCUCGUUAAGCUUUACGAUGUACGAAUGCUUCGCGAGGUGGCAACCUUCGCCGGUCACGGCCGUGACGUGACCUGCGUCUCAUGGCAUCCUCACCACGAGGAGCUUUUUGUGACGGGCGCAAUUGAUGGCAGCCUGAUGAUGUGGCUGGCUAGUCGACCUGAUGCGCAAGGAAUCAUCCCUGCCGCACAUGACGCGAGCGUGUGGACCACCGCCUGGCAUCCGCUGGGGCACGUGCUGGCCUCGGCCGGUGCUGAUCAAAAGUGCCAGUUUUGGUGUCGCAAGCGGCCCGGGGAGAUCUGGCAGGACGUCUAUGGACACGACGCCGUGGGCACAGGGGUAGGCACCUCCGCCGCAGUUGUCAUAGCGUCAGCGAGUGGAAUGCACACGGACGGCGCUGCGAUCAAGCAGGGAGCAGGCCUUUCGGGGCCUUUGACUGGCAGCGGUGUUGCUUCUGUGGCUGUCCCGGGUCUGGGAAUCGCCAGUGGAUCGCUCGGGCUGGGGAGUGUAACCGCCUUUAAUCGGCCCAAUGUCAUCCCCGGCAUUGGAACGGUGCUGGACCAACCUUCGACCACCUCACAGGUCCUUGCGACAGCAGCGGCUCCGGGUGGUAAUGGUAGCAGCGGUGGUGGCCGGGAUGCAGGGGCGGGUGAUGGCUUAGGCGGCGCCACAUGUACCAAACGUGGUCGGGAGGAUGGUCCUCACAGUUCCAUCCGCACCGGAGCCCGAGAGGGUGAAGUUCGUGGGGAAAGCUGGGGGAGCACGGAAUGGGAACGGGGCUCAGUUAAGGUCGCCAGGACAGAUGGGCGGGGGCCCUGCAAGGCAGAUGGUGGUGGCGGCAUGGGUGCGUCCGUGGGUGUUUCACCUGGUGCCAGGGGUUACGGAGAGUAUGUACCUUCGGGCCUACUUGGAUUGUCUGGGGCCGACUGGGGACCCGGACAGACGCACAUGAGGCGUGAGGCAGUGGUGCUACCGUCGCAUUAUACGUCGUCGUACGACAGAGGAUGCGAUCUUGGGAGCCUCCGGCGGGGCCUGGCAUGGAUGGGUGUAGACCCUUGCGACAAGCACGGACGAGGCGCCAUGCAGCAGGGCCCGUUACUUCUACAGGGGGAGAGGGUGGAGCGGAGAGAAGGGGAAGUGUCGCCAUCUCAAUACCCUCGCCCAGAAGAGUCAGUUCCACCGCCAUACAAAUCAUUCGCAUACAGCCGCGGUGGAU
This is a messenger RNA of Volvox carteri f. nagariensis, 1955 nucleotides long. RefSeq lists its product as uncharacterized. Gene Ontology annotation, molecular function: protein binding. The record is from RefSeq and is a predicted model, not a curated record. The transcript has 12 exons. Gene Ontology annotation, cellular component: mRNA cleavage and polyadenylation specificity factor complex. Lineage: Eukaryota; Viridiplantae; Chlorophyta; Chlorophyceae; Chlamydomonadales; Volvocaceae. The annotation marks the transcript as partial.